ACAGUUGUGCUUGGAACGCUUCGGAGUGAAGAUCGUGCUCGUGCGAUCGGUGCGCGUGAUAAAUACACGGCGAACAAAAUUGAGUGAAGAGUCAGUCAGAGUCGCUCGCAAGGCAAUUGACGAGACACGAAAAAUCAUAAUAAACACAAGUGGAAAAGCAACUGCUUGGGAGCUAAGCAAAAUAAAAGAAAUUGUUUUUUACAAAUCUCGCACGUAAAUUAGCAAGCGUUCGCAAGAAACAAACCGCAUACAACAAUACUGAACAGACAAAAAGAUAUUCAACAAGAAAACAAAAAAAAACCGAAAAUAUUUUGGCUGCAAAUGUGAAGAGACGAGAGACAGCGGAUAUACACCGAGUGAAAUUUGUGUCAUAAGCAGAGCCAAAACAAAACAAAACCGAAAAAGCCAAAUUCAAUAAGAGGCCAUAAGUGACUGUGAAACUGUGCAACUGUGCUACUGUGCAACUGUAAAGUGAUGUGUGGUAAUCGAAAAACAGCAUAAAGAAUGGCCAUAGACCUCCUGAUCCUGGCCCUGCUGCUCGUCUCGUUCCUGAUCAACCUGCUGGCGCUGUGUGCCUUUUGGAUAACGCCUGGCCUGAGGACCACCGCCAAUCGCUUCACGAUCAACCUGCUGGCCAUCAAUCUCAUUGGCUGCUGCAUCUUGGCCCCCACCUUGUUCCUGGGACUGCCGGGCAAGUCAGCGGACGUGGCCACAUCCAGCGCCGAGACCCUGGAAUUCUUCUCGAAGCCGGGUAACCAUCAGGUGAUACUCCGUCGCAAUGGCCAGCUGGUGGAGCAGGAUGGCGUCGUGGUGCGAAGAAACAUCAGCGAAAACGGCGACACGGUGGAGACCUUCUUCAAGUGCAACGCCACCUACUGCCGCGAGUUGACCAUCGAUGAGCGCGGAGAUGGUGGCUUCGUCAUCACCGAAACCGAGACGCACGAGGAGAACCUCUCGGCCUUUGAGAGUUCACCCACGGAGGCUCCCAUUCUGCCGCCCGUCCAACUGAGAUGUUGGUCCAUAGACAUGACGGCGGCGCUGGGAGCGCUGGCAGUGCUGCUCGUGGUGGGGGACACCUGGUGCGCCGUCACGGAUCCCCUGCGCUACCACAGUCGCAUUUCGGGCGUGAAAACCUGGAUCUUCAUCGCACUCACCUGGGUGGUGGGCAUACUCUUCGGAGCCCUGUCCGCCUUCCGAGUCCUGGACUUCGAGGCAGACGCCCUGUUCAGCAGACAGCGCCGCCUGGCAGUCACGUACCUGAACAUCAGCAGCACCAACAGUAUUUUCGGAGUGGUGUACGCCAGUGUCUACUUCAUCGUCAUCAUCCUGCUGCCCUUCGGCUUCGUGUGCGGCAUGUACUGGCGGAUAUUCAGCGAGGCGCGCGGCAAUGGGCUGCGAAUGCGACAGAAUGGAUCUUCGCCGCUGCUGCAGAGCGCCUUGAACCUGACGGCUGGCCAGCAGGUGGCCCAGGCCAAUCAGUUCUCCAAUAGCUUGUGUGUUCAUCGACAUUCCAUAUCCUCGGCCAGUUCGCAUGGCGGUAACAGCAGCCUGGGCUUGGGCGGUCUGCAAAUGCAAAUCGAUCAGCGCCAACAGCCAAGGAGUUCGCCCAGCUGCCUGCGCAGGGAUUCGGCCGCGAAAGUCCUUUUGCCCACCAUCUCCGAUGAUGGUGGCUCAGAUGCGGAGAGUGGCACCGGAGUUCAGCUGAUGCCCGUGCAGGAGCACUCACUGUCUGAUAGGAAUCAAAAUAUUAUGCUGACUCUGCAAACAGCCAGUGGUGAGAUCAAGAGGAACUACUCCGCCAGGCAGCUGCCCCUGUUGGGCACUUCGUCGCAGGAUCUGCGGGAGACCAAUCGCCUGCAGGGCAUUCGCCAGGUGCACAGCUCGCCCAAUCUGCACAAGUACACGGAACUCCGACAGGAUUCCCUCAGUGAGGAGUGCGGUUCGCCGCAUCUGCUGGGUCACGCCCAGCGGCAGCAGCAGCAGCAGUUGCACCUGCAGCAUCAGCAGCAGCAGCAGCAUCAUCACCACCAGCAACAUCACCCGCACUUCAGUUCGCCGCGCCACCAGCAGCACGGCCACGCCCUCCAGAUUCCCGCCAUUCACGCCUCCCCCAAGGCUCUGAGCUACAUGAGCUCCUUGCGACACCGCCUGAGCAACGCCAGUUCGCUGUUCAAGUACCGCGAGGAGUCGAGAGCCGCCCGCAUCAGCAUCCUGGUGGUGGUGAUGUUCGUGGUCUCGUACCUGCCCUUCGGACUGCUGGUGCUGCUGCAAUCGCGGCUAACGGCUGCCAACUUUGGCGGAUCCUCGCAGCUGGCCAUCUUCAUGAUCCUGCUGGCCAAUCUCAGUUCGCCCUUCAUCUUCGCCUACAGGAACAAGCGGGUGAGGCGUGGAGUCAAGCGGCUGUUUGGUCUGGACUCGUCGUCCGGCCUGCAGCGCAACUGCAGCAGCAGUGUGAAGACCAACGGAACCGCGGGACCUGCGGCAGGCGGGGCACAGUUGCAGCGCAACAGCAGCAAGUUGUCGCAGUACAGCAGCAACAGCUGCAGGUACCUCACCCCGCAGAGCUCCCUGGUCGGUCAGGUGCCGGUGCACACGACCUUGACCUUGAGGCCCAACAGCAGCUGCAGCACUAUCAUCAAUUUCGGCGGUGCCCGGGGGUCAGCGGACUCCGAUGAGCAGCCGCCGGCCACACCACCACCCACUGCAGUUGCACCACCGCCCACUCGACCGCUGCGCCCCAAGCUGCAGCGGGGCAUCACCAUUGUGGAGCACAUAGCCAUAACACCAACCACGCCCCAGAAGUUCCAGAAUCGGCGCGCCAGGCUCUUCGACAUGUUCUUCCGCAGCUCCAAGAAACUGCAGUCGGGCUGCCAGAGCCAGAGUUUGCCCACUGAGGUGUAAGGAGGGGGGGAGAGUUAUGAUAACUAUACAUUUAGGAACGUAGACAAACACUAAACUCGCUUGCUGAAGAAUUCUAAAAACAGUAUUCGUAAUUUGUAAGUUUAGCAAUUAACAAAGACAACUGUUUGAAUUUGAGUUUUAAGACCAGAUAAUGCUGUCCUAGAAGCUUCACAUGCCAAAAAACGAAACCACAAAGAAAGUCAAGCUAGAAAGUUUGAGAUGCUUUAAAGUAACACAAAAACAAAACAAAACAAAACAAAAAACAAAGUACCUUUUAAAAAAUAGAAGAAAACUGUGUACAAGUCAAAUUAACAAUGAUUGUUGAGAGAGUGACGGGAGUUAUAAUCUUAGGGUGGAUAUCAAACUGAAAAGUGGAACCAAGCCAAUCCAAGUUGAGAUCGUAAUCAAUGUACCUAAGCAACUUGCAUAUGAACAUUUAAUGUUUUACAUUUUACUCAGAUCAAAUCACAGGAAAAUAGCAAAGACAGCACAGCUUUUUCGAACUUCCCAACUUCCCAACUAGUUUAUUAUUUAUUGAAGCAAUUGUAAAUAUUUAUUAGACAUCCACACCGCAAAGCUUUAACUCCAAAAAAAGAAAACAUUCUGGCUAAACAAGAAGAGACGCAUACAUUCAAUUCAUAAGUUAAUUAAGUCAAUGUGCAAAGCAUAUGUGUAUUCUAGACUUUAAGUUGUAGAGCCGAGUAGUCUUAAACCGAGCACCUAGUGCCGAGCAGUGCUUUUUCCACCUGGCCAACUGGAGCGAGCGUCUUUCGCAGGCGGCAUUUUCAUAUUGAAAAUGCAUUUUGGCCAGUGCACAGUUGGUGCUUUUCCAGUUGGCCAGAAACCAGAAACCAGCAGUCAGUCAGCAGUUAGCCUUUGGUUAGCCAACGGCUAUUGGGCUAUUGGGCCAUUAAGUCAAUUUGCUUUUUAGAACACCGCGGGCAUUGCGUGCAGCUAAAUACCUCAUUAGUUUUAAUUUAAAGUGCGAGAUGGAUGGCGGCAAUAGGUCAAAGGUCGGAGCCAUCGACACGCCCCAUGCAUAAUGCAUGGAAAAUGUUCGAUUGCCCCUGGCAUUUGUAUCAUUUGCUCUAGUAAGCUGCAGGCCAGAAAGCUUUAUACCUUAGGUUCUCCUGCUUUCCCUCUUCCCCUGGCUGCACAGAACGCAAGAAAAGCGAAACUCACACAACAAAAAACAACCUCGAAUUUAUAUUUCUAAAGUUUAUAUUUUAUAAAGAGUGUGUGCAUAGGAGAUAUCUAUAAAUAUUCAUGCAUGUGUGUCGGACAAAGGAAAUAUUUCAAAACCAAUUAUUGUGAUGUUGAGCAAGGGGGCAACCAAGAAUGUAAUUUCGAAAUGCAUUAAAAAUAACUUAAAACAUGUAUUAAUAGUUAUACUACUAUAUACAAGCUUAUGUGUGUAUACAUACUUUAACUUUACUAAAUAGUGAUAUUUUUUCAAAUCUAUUCAACUGUCAUUCGCUAAACCAUUCGAUGUAAGCGCAAAAAGCAAAUGUAACAUAAAACAAAACCAAUUUCAAUGUGACAAAUUAGCUUUUAAUCCGAAACGAAAAGCAACAAUUGCUGGCUGCUGAUGCAACCCAAAUCCGGUAUAUUCCAGCCAAGCUGCUAAUAAAUUCGAAAAUGAAACACAACCAAACCAUACCAAACCAUACCACAAAAAGA
Molecule: messenger RNA, 4581 nt
Organism: Drosophila teissieri
Lineage: Eukaryota; Metazoa; Arthropoda; Insecta; Diptera; Drosophilidae
Exons: 1
Coding region: 505-2901 (798 amino acids)
Biological process (GO): adenylate cyclase-activating adrenergic receptor signaling pathway
Cellular component (GO): membrane
Molecular function (GO): G protein-coupled receptor activity; dopamine neurotransmitter receptor activity, coupled via Gi/Go
Source: RefSeq, a predicted model, not a curated record